Messenger RNA from Quercus lobata, 2302 nucleotides. Its product is annotated as Tetratricopeptide repeat (TPR)-like superfamily protein. The transcript has 2 exons. Gene Ontology annotation, molecular function: RNA binding; zinc ion binding; protein binding. The record is from RefSeq and is a predicted model, not a curated record. Bases 35 to 1660 code for a protein of 541 amino acids. Gene Ontology annotation, biological process: RNA modification. Lineage: Eukaryota; Viridiplantae; Streptophyta; Magnoliopsida; Fagales; Fagaceae.
CUCUUCUCACUUCUCAGUAAUGGAAAAGGAAUGAAUGAUGGCGAUUGUGAUGAUGCAGAGAGCAAAGAGGCUCACUUGUUGUCCAAUCACCUUCACCUUCAGCUGGAAUUCUCUCUGUUUCCAUUCUGCUGCUAACAUCGAAGACCAUCAAACACUCUACCGUGUUCUUGAAGCCUGCAAACACUCCUUCAAUUCCGGAACCGCAACUCAAACCCAUGCAAGAAUAAUCAAAUUUGGCUAUGGAGCCUAUCCUUCUCUUGUAGCUAUAUUAAUAUCAACUUAUGCUCACUGUCAUCGCCUCAAUCUCGCUCGUCGACUUAUUCAUCAGAUUUUUUCUUGGGAUUUUGAUUUGGUCUCUGUCAAUAUAGUUAUUGAAACACUUAUGAGGAUUGGAGAAUGUAAUUUUGCAAAGAAGGUGUUUGAUAAAAUGCCCACAAGGGAUACGGUAACAUGGAACUCGGUCAUUGGGGGUUAUGUUAAGAAUGCACGGUUUGAGGAGGCUUUGGCAUUCUUCAGGGAGAUGCUGAGCUCAAAUGUUGAACCGGAUGCGUUUACAUUUGCUUCUAUACUAACUGGGUGUGCAAGGCUUGGAGCUCUUAAUCAUGCUCAUUGGGUACAUGAUCAAAUGAUUCAGAAAAAAAUUGAACUCAAUUUUAUUCUGAGUUCUUCACUGGUAGACAUGUACUCCAAGUGUGGUGCAAUCCAAACUGCUAAACAAGUUUUUGAGAGUGUGAGGCGUGAUGAUGUGUCUGUUUGGAAUGCAAUGAUCCAUGGCCUAGCAAUUCAUGGUCUUGGUUUGGAUGCAAUUGCAAUAUUCUCAAAGAUGGAGGAUGAACACGUUUUACCUGAUUCAAUAACUUUCAUUGGAAUUUUAACGGCAUGUAGCCACUGUGGUUUGGUUGAACAAGGUCGCAAACACUUUGAUUUAAUGACAAGUUGUUACUCGAUUCAGCCACAACUUCAGCAUUAUGGAGCUAUGGUUGAUCUCUUAGGUCGAGUGGGGCUUUUGGAAGAGGCUCAUGCCAUAAUUGCCUCAAUGCCAAUGGAGCCAGAUAUUGUUAUAUGGAGGGCACUUCUUAGCGCUUGUAGAACUUACGGGAAGCCAGAAUUAGGUGAGGUUGCAAUUGCAAAUAUAUCCCGUCUCAGGAGUGGAGACUAUGUGUUGCUCUCUAAUAUCUAUUGCUCUGUAAAGAGAUGGGAUAGUGCUGAGAGAGUGAGAGAAAUGAUGAAAAAGACAGGAAUUCGUAAAAAUCGUGGAAAGAGUUGGGUUGAGUUCAAGGGUGUCAUUCACCGAUUCAAGGCAGGUGAUCGGUCACACCCUGAAACAGAAGCAAUAUAUAAAGUGUUGGAAGGGUUGAUCCAACGGAUCAAGUUGGAGGGAUUUACCCCUGUGACAGGGUUGGUUUUGAUGGAUGUCUCUGAAGAGGAAAAGGAGGAAAAUUUGAAUUGUCAUAGUGAAAAGUUGGCAUUGGCCUAUGGGCUCCUGAAAACUAGUCCUGGAACAGAUAUUAGGGUUUCGAAAAACCUGCGAAUUUGUCAUGACUGUCAUUGUUGGAUAAAACUGGUUUCUAGAGUAUUAUGCAGAGUGAUAAUUGUGAGAGAUCGAAUCCGUUUUCACCGGUUUGAAGAUGGUUUGUGUUCUUGUGGAGAUUACUGGUAGUCAAUCCCCAAAGGCAAAUAGAUAUGUCCUUUUCGGUACAUUCAUAAGGUUAGAGUGCAUAACCAACAGUUGCAAUUCGGCUGAUUGGCUGAUUGACUCUUGUUGCUAGUUGAAGAAAAGAUUGAAGACUGUUUUAUCAGCAACUUUAGUUGUCUGUCAAAGUUAUGUGUCAUUCAAAGAAUUGAGGACAACUUGUUUGUUGGCAGCAGAUGAAAAUUUGGUCAACAUCAUUUGAAUCACUUGAUACAGCCAUCAGGUUUUGGUGAUAUAGACUAAAGUUAGAGUUAGACGCUUAAGCAGAAUGAAGAACAUCUGAUCUCUUAAGCCUAAUCAAAUAGUUGAGGGUGCUCUAGUUGAAAUGGCAAUGCUAACAGAUUUAGGUGAAGCCUCACAAGAGUAUACUUGUUACUAAAGAGUCCAUGAGGUAUGUUAAUAGUUGCAAGUUGCUCAAAUUUUUAUUAAUUUUUCUUUUUUGUACUUGCAAUUGUCAUAGUCAUUGGUACGAUGUUGUGUAAUUUUUAUCUUUUUGUUGCUACAUCAUCGUAGUGUGUUCUUCUAAUUUCUUAUGGCAAUAAUUUGUAAAUUUCUAUGACGUUCUUCUAAUUUCUUAUGGCAAUAAUUUGUAAAUUUCUAUGACACCAA